UCGAUGAAUUUGACUACCGCACACACGGAAUAAUAUAAAUAUUUUUAAAGUUAAAGUCAUGUUUCCAAAUUACUGCUUUACUAAAUCAACCCAACAGCUUGGUUUUGACAUACACAAGCGACAAAACAUUCCCAAAGAUCUUUACACUCGCAAUGGACGGCCUUCGGAGCUUGUAGCAAAAUUCAACAGAAAUUUAACACCCCAACUGGGAGUACGCUACGUGGACGUGGCUGGACCGGGAUAUCUGGGUAGCAGCAAUGGCAAGCGUUCCAAACGAAAGCUGCCAAAGUCGAGCAGCAUCAAAAAUACGGCCCAAAAACCUCCGUCAGCGCUCAAGCCGACUGUUUUCCGACGCAACGUGGCAUUUCGACUGCCUGCCGUGGUGUGUGUCAGCAAGGAGUCCAUGGCGGAGCCAACGAAGCACGAGCGAGAGCCAGCAGGCGACGACAAGGUCAGGGAACGUCGUCGCGAUCGACAGGAAGCGGUAAUCGACAAUCCGAAUCGUGAGCUGCAGGAAUCCUUUGCAGACUUCUUUAGCAUCAUGCACGACAAUGUGCUGGAGACGGUGCAGGGAGCCGUCUCAGAAAUGGUAGCCAAGUGCUUUGAGGAGCCCAUUGCCAAGGUGGAGCGACUGUCGUCGGAGAUGAUGCACCAGGAGAAGAUGCUUAAUAAAAUGUUUCGCGACAUCAAUGCCAAAAUGGACGAUCAGAACGAAACGAGCUUGAACCAGUUCAAGUUUGUCACCCAAAUGCUCAUCGACAACCAAACCGUGCACUACCGAGCGCUCAAUCAAGCCAAGUUGGAAAAACGGCGCUUACGCGCUGAACGAGAAUCUGAGAAGGAGCGGGAGCGGGAACGCAAGAAGGAGCGUUCCACAGGUGGUACUGACAAUGAAAAAGAAUCCAAUAAGAGAACGCUACAGCAUCAGUUGUGGCAGCAACAGAAUCCCCACGUAGACCACACCGAAAUGUGCAUGGCCUGCACGCAGGAGGAAUUCCUGGCACGACAACACUCGCCACCCUCCAGAACACCUUCCAGACCACCAUCCGUGCCACGCCUUCCCCCUAGAAUACCUGCCGUCAGCAUGCCUGAUCUGUCGAAGCGAGCCUUAUCAGGCUUGGGCACGAACAACCGCUCCGUACAGCCCGAUGUUCAGUCAUUAAAGCCCAGGAUCAGCCGGCAGCGUUCUGUGUGCCAAAAGGCUACCACAAACCGCCCAGUUCUACCCUAUCCGCCAUCUGUUCACAGCGAACUAUCUUCACGUCGCUGCUGCAAGAGGGGCUCCAGCGCAGAGUAUCUGCAAUAACAAAAAAACAGGAUUCUGUCGAUAUCUGGCCAUGGCAGCCAGUUGUAUUGCAGAAGAAGGAAUAUAUAUGUAUGGCAUUAUUUUCUUCUCCUGCCACACAACUUUAUGUCAUAGUUUUGUAUUCAUUUUUGAAGAUAUUUAAAAAAAUUCAAGUUAGAACUGAAAGUAUAAUUUGAAGUAAAAAAUACAGAGGUAAAAGGAA
Molecule: messenger RNA, 1508 nt
Organism: Drosophila subobscura
Lineage: Eukaryota; Metazoa; Arthropoda; Insecta; Diptera; Drosophilidae
Exons: 2
Coding region: 59-1306 (415 amino acids)
Source: RefSeq, a predicted model, not a curated record